Messenger RNA from Seriola aureovittata, 2094 nucleotides. RefSeq names its product tropomyosin 2 (beta) (gene tpm2). Gene Ontology annotation, cellular component: actin filament. The record is from RefSeq and is a predicted model, not a curated record. NCBI's taxonomy places the organism in Eukaryota, Metazoa, Chordata, Actinopteri, Carangiformes, Carangidae. Gene Ontology annotation, biological process: actin filament organization; muscle contraction. Gene Ontology annotation, molecular function: actin filament binding. Bases 192 to 1046 code for a protein of 284 amino acids. The transcript is spliced from 9 exons.
CACAAUGAAAAAAGUGUGGGGCUCGUGCAGCUGCUAUUCCAUCCUCGAGUCCUGCCCGAGCCGCUCAGACAAGCCGCACGCGCGCUCCUGUCCACCUCCGUCCCUUUCACAGACCGGUCUCUGUCUCUGUCCUCUGUCCGGAUAAACGAACUCUCUUCUCCCGCCGCUGAGACCCCAACACCUGAGCAAACAUGGAGGCCAUCAAGAAGAAGAUGCAGAUGCUGAAGCUGGAUAAGGAGAAUGCGAUAGAUCGGGCAGAGCAGGCCGAGGGGGACAAGAAGGGAGCCGAGGACAAAUGCAAACAGCUAGAGGAGGAGCUGCUGGGUCUGCAGAAGAAGCUGAAAGGCGUGGAGGAUGAGCUGGACAAAUAUUCGGAGUCGCUGAAGGACGCCCAGGAGAAGCUGGAGCAGGCAGAGAAGAAGGCAGCAGACGCUGAGGCAGAGGUGGCGUCUCUGAACAGGCGUAUCCAGCUGGUGGAGGAGGAGUUGGACCGAGCUCAGGAGAGACUGGCUACAGCUCUGCAGAAGCUGGAGGAGGCUGAGAAGGCUGCAGACGAGAGUGAGAGAGGGAUGAAGGUCAUUGAGAACAGAGCAACAAAAGACGAGGAGAAGAUGGAGAUCCAGGAGAUGCAGCUGAAGGAGGCCAAACACAUCGCUGAGGAGGCCGACCGCAAAUAUGAGGAGGUUGCACGUAAGCUGGUGAUCCUGGAGGGUGACCUGGAGCGUUCAGAGGAGCGUGCUGAGGUGGCUGAGGCUAAAUCUGGUGACCUCGAGGAAGAGUUGAAAAAUGUCACCAACAACCUGAAGUCUCUGGAGGCCCAGGCUGAGAAGUACUCACAGAAGGAGGACAAAUAUGAAGAAGAAAUCAAAGUUCUUACUGACAAACUGAAAGAGGCCGAGACUCGUGCAGAGUUUGCCGAGAGGUCUGUGGCCAAGCUGGAGAAGACCAUCGAUGAUCUGGAAGAGAAACUGGCCCAAGCCAAAGAGGAGAACCUGGACAUGCACCAGGUCCUGGACCAAACCCUUCUGGAGCUCAACAAUCUAUAGAGACCUCCACAGAGCUGACUGAAUUAUCGUCUGAAAGAUAGACAAGACAAAAACAAGGUUUAAUCUCCCAGCACGCACACUCAGCUCAAUCUUAAUCUAACAAAAAAUAGAGUAAAAUAAAGUUUCUGCUGCAAACUGACAGUUCCUGUGUGUGCAGUAGGAACUGUAGCAGACUGAGUGUAGUUCAUCCUAUCAUCACCAAACUUCCUCACCCACGAAGAGCCUGUGGUUAGACAGUCACAUCUGUGUGAAGACAGAUGGUUUCACUUGUUUGACCAAACAUGAUGAAGCCUUUCUCUGGACUCUCAUUGUUACACAAUAACUACAACAUGAAUGAUGAAGUCUCACAGUCUCGAGUGGUUUUACAACUGAAUUCACCUGAAAAUUCAACGUGGACGAGCCGUAACUGUUGUGUUAGAGCCGGUGCCGGACCGAGCGGUGGGACAUCAGUUUCCUCUGAACCACAACCCUGCUCUGCUACAGCCCACACCCUCACACAGUCAUUCUUUAAAUAUGUUGGCAGCGGCAGUCACGAUGAGGAAGUGAAACUCAUAUGAGAGCUAUACUACUGCACACAAGCUCCUGUUUCUAGUCUGCAGCGGAAACAUUUGUUUUUACAGGUUUUCACUGAAUGAUAAAGUAGAACCAAAGAAAAUCAGACAUUAGUUUCUCACCCAUGAUAGAAACCUGAGAAUGAAUCCUGAGGAGACCUGUUUACCACCAGGUCACACCUGACCACCUCUGUCAGAUCAGAUCACACUUAUGUUUAAAUGAUUAAAUUUUAUUUUUAUUAUUGAAAUAGGUCUAUUAAUAGUAGAAUGAACCACUUUCAUAUUGUCUACAUGAUUUAAAGUCAUCUUUAGGUUUAUACUGUGACACCUCAGUGAAUUAAAAAGUCAUCCUCAGAUUAUUAAUUCAAUUCAAUGACCAGAACAAAACAGUAGGAAUCCGAUUUUCCAUGUUAACAGAUGAAUGAGGUGCUGGGAGCUGAAACACAUCUAACAUUGAAUUAAAGCUUCAUAUACUGUAAAAAAACAAAAAAAAACAA